Molecule: messenger RNA, 438 nt
Organism: Quercus robur (English oak)
Lineage: Eukaryota; Viridiplantae; Streptophyta; Magnoliopsida; Fagales; Fagaceae
Exons: 1
Coding region: 1-438 (145 amino acids)
Source: RefSeq, a predicted model, not a curated record
AUGCAAGCAACCAAUUAUAACCCAUCUUCCCCCAUGCUUUGUCCAAUUUCAUUAUCAUCAUCACCUCGCAAGAGAAAACCCUUUAGCCUAAUUGUGAAUGCAAGUAGAGAAAGAAAAGGAAGACAUUAUGGGGGUAGACUUGUGGAUGAGAACAUGAUUGUGCUUCGAGUACGCAUGAAGGACUUGAAGAUGCAAGAGACAAAAGAGGAGCCACCUUCGAAUUGGAUGGAGUGGGAGAAGCAAUAUUAUGCGUAUUAUGAUGAGGACGUUUGUGAAGCUGUAGGACAUUUACAGUCUUAUUUGAUGAGUAUUAGGCCAAGUUUGGCAUUAGGAAUGGUGGCACUUGUUACUUUGAGUGUGCCAAUAUCUACCGGGGUGGUCUUGUUUCAUAUUAUAGAGAUGGCUAAGAGAAUCUUAUCUGGUUGCAUGUUUUUUUAA